AUGGCCAGUGUUGCCAUGUCGCGGCCAUUGUCCAUUGUGAAAACAACCCCUUUAUUCCGUAUUAUGGUUAAACCUCCGAUCGCUUCAUUUUCCAUGAAAUAUAAAGAAAAUCCUCCAGAAGUGCCCUUUCCAUUUGAUUAUAUGAAUAAAAAUUAUUACUAUCUAUUUCAUCAUAAAUUAUUUCAACAUUAUACCAUUGCUAAUAUCCACGAUAAUACGUUGUUUUUUGAUGUUGAAUCAAAUUUUGGUGUUCAUCGAUCGAAAUUCACUAAAGAUUUGGCUGAUCAUAUUGGUUUUCUCCACAUACCACUGCCUGAUUUAGAUCGUAUGCAUUAUAUGGAUGAAGAAAACACUACAAACUGGAGACAACUUUUCAAUGAUUAUUGUCUACGACGUGAUCGUUAUCCAAUACCAGAAGAAUGGCAUUUAGAUCCAACUCAUAAUGCAACAAUACGAUUAGUAAGACCUCUGCUACAAACUCAAACAUAUCAAUUAAGAUACGGUCUUACUCAUAUGUAUAGUACAGGUACGUUGAUGGUUUGUCCCAUGAUAAUUG
Didymodactylos carnosus is the source of this 556-nucleotide messenger RNA. The record is from the annotation of a GenBank genome assembly. Lineage: Eukaryota; Metazoa; Rotifera; Eurotatoria; Philodinida; Philodinidae.